AUGAUUGGGGCUUUUCGCAAAGCCAGGUGGAACUCUGCGGUGAUAAAAAUUCCACGUCGAUAUUUCCGAACGACUGUUCCGACGAAUUCGAAGGUUAUGAAAGUCGCGAUUCUGGGCGCUGCUGGGAGAACAGGGAGAUGUCUUGCUCUGCUUUUAAAGCGGUCAAGUAUCGUCGACGAGCUUGCGAUCUACGACAUACUGCCGAUGCAUAGUCUUGCCCUUGAACUGAACCACGUCGACGCUCGAUGCAAGGUGAACGGUUACUCAGGUCCCUCGAGCAUUCACGAGGCAUUGAGGAACGCCAAAGUUGUUAUAAUAACCGCGGGACAACCGGAAAAAUUAAAACGCAACGGUGAGCAAAUUCUCAAACCGAAUGCGAAAAUAUUGUCCCAACUGAUUCCCCAUCUGACCGAGCACUGCCCCAGGGCCAUGCUGGGCGUCGUUACGAGUCCGGUGAACGUUCUGAUACCGAUGAUCGCCGAAUUGUACAAAAAAUCAGGCCUCUACGAGCUGAACAACAUAUUCGGGGUGACUACGCUGGAUUGCGUACGAUCGAACACGUUCGCCGCGGAGAUUCUGGGACUGCCUCCGGAAGCAGUGGUGGUUCCGGUUAUCGGCGGAAGCUGUGCGCGGACUUGCGUCCCGCUUUUCUCUCACAUCAAGCCUAGCUGCAAAUUAACGAACGUCAGUAUCAGCGGGCUCAGUUUGUCGGUAAAAUCAGCAAAUGAGAAACUCAUGAAUGCCUACGAUGGUAGCGGCACCCCUUCAUUGAGCAUGGCAUUCGCUGCUGCAAGAUUCUGCGUUUCUUUGUGCAAAGGACUUCGCGGCUUGCCGGGUGUCGUUGAAUGCGCCUACGUCCGGUCCUGCGUCGUGCCGGAAGUGACGUAUUUCGCAUCGCCUCUGCAACUCGGGCCCGACGGUGUCCAAAAGAAUUUGGGUGUGCCGCCGCUCACGGAUUACGAAUGCAAGAUGUUGGAUUCCGCGAUUCCUUUGUUGAAGACGGGCAUCAAGAUUGGGGAGAAUCUGGCACUCGGCUCCAAGACUCCCUCCACCGAAGUCUGCCCGACGGAUCCAACGCCUUGCCCAAGUCCCGUUCUAACGGCUCGCAUACGACAUCCAAAUCCGAAUUCUCCGAUCCCUGCUGCGUAG
This is a messenger RNA of Neodiprion fabricii, 1149 nucleotides long. Its product is annotated as malate dehydrogenase, mitochondrial-like. The transcript has 6 exons. Gene Ontology annotation, molecular function: L-malate dehydrogenase (NAD+) activity. Lineage: Eukaryota; Metazoa; Arthropoda; Insecta; Hymenoptera; Diprionidae. The coding region runs from base 1 to 1149 and encodes 382 amino acids. Gene Ontology annotation, biological process: tricarboxylic acid cycle. Gene Ontology annotation, cellular component: cytoplasm; mitochondrion. The record is from RefSeq and is a predicted model, not a curated record.